Cadophora gregata is the source of this 6326-nucleotide messenger RNA. RefSeq lists its product as uncharacterized. The coding region runs from base 3190 to 5724 and encodes 844 amino acids. The record is from RefSeq and is a predicted model, not a curated record. Lineage: Eukaryota; Fungi; Ascomycota; Leotiomycetes; Helotiales; Ploettnerulaceae. The transcript is spliced from 3 exons.
CGUAGUUUCUCUCUUUUCGUAGUCUCACAGCUUUACCGGAGAAAAAGAGUUUCUGAUCCCACGAUUACUCCAAGUCCUCGUAUGAUUUAUACCUUAGCAUUCGCUUCUCAACCACUCAGCGUGAGUCCAGAUGUGUGCCACCUUGCAAUAGCUAAUCGUUCUUUACAGGGCUUAUUUUAAGAGUUCGUGGCCAGUGGCUACGAGGUGGUUUCUUAGGGUCCGAGAAAUCCCACCUUUCUAACAUAUUUUCAUACAUCGCAUGUUUUACUUCUCCUCUGGAAUGGAUUGCAUGGCCUGCUAACCUACUAGGCAUCCUGCGUUUCCCAACAAUCUAACCACCAAUUCCAGCAUUCAGUCGUCAUAUUCGAUGGCGCGCGGGUAUUUGAUACAAGUUAACGCCGGAUAGUGUAAAGAUAUCGGGAAUUCGACGAUGUUGAUACUAUCUUCGGUAUCGCAGCGGCCGCCCGGGGGCGUGGCCUGUUCUUUUCACUCCCUUCCGAAUCCACCCUUGGACGAGCGUGUGUUGCAUUUUGGGAACUGGACAAAGCUGAUACUAAUCACGGUAUGAUAGCCGCUGACCUCAGGCCCGGCCGUCCUCUUUCACUUCGUUCCGAGCCUAAUCCUUGGAUGAAACUCUAUUGUCUAUUUGCUGCCACGCGUGUGACGGUGUGGGCUCUUCUGGUGAGCAGACGGGCAGAUAUCAUCUCUGGCUGGUUGCGACCACAAUCCGCAUCUUAGCUGCAUACCCUUGGUUGUACGGGUUGUGAAAGGAAAUAAAAUGAGGAAGAAGGCUAAGCCUUGGGGAGAGGGUUGAGUUCAGGUCGGUCCACUCUGGCGCUUACGGUCACGAGGGGUACAUCAGCUAUUUGACCUCUGCUUUCCUUAGCAUAAGUUUUAUCAUUUCCAUUGUCAUGAUAAUCAUGACCACCGACUAGAACGGCAUCUAACUCCAAACUAGAAUAAGGUCAAAUGAGGACUGUAGAGAUUUUGACGUUGCUUUAUGACUCUUUCGAAGAAGUUAUGUGGUGUUGAGGCUGAAGGUUAUGCAGGUCUCUCUUUCUGAUUCGAGGUGGGCGAAGAUGUCAGACCAGCGCCAAGGGUUGAAUUGUCUGUAUGGCACAUGAUUGCAACCCUUCUCCAUGGGAUCAGCCCAGUAGUCUUCUGUGUCUACAGGACCAAAGGCUUGGGUUUGACUGACGAGUGUGCGAUUGUCGAGGAUGAGGAUUUCGAGGGUGGUGAGAGAGAGCAUAUCCAGUUGACUUGCCAGUCGUGGGUGAAAGAAUGGUUGCCGAGCUCGAGCUCUUUGAGAUUGGGAGAAUGGAUGGAACGGAAGUCACAUUUGGUUAGAGCCAGAUAGAGGGCAGCUCGUCGAAAAAGUUGUAGAGUUCGGGGAAGUGCCGAGAGUUUUCUUGGGCGGAGUGUUCGUAUCCUUUAAUGAUCUUGAGGCGGAGCUCAGUGAUGCGCUGUAACACUGACCAGAAACUUGGUGAUGAGACGAUACUUUUCUCGUUGCAGUUCUGGAGGUUUUGGAGUGAGAGAGACCGUAGGUUGAUGACUGGUUGUUCGGGAUCGUACAACAUGUCGAAUAAUGCUGACAGUACCUGAUUUCGAAAUUUGACACCAUCUUCAUGCAUAUUUGUGUAGUUUUCGCUAGGUACCUCCACAGCGCAGGCUCCAGAGAAUUGGACCGCUGCACAACGAAGGUUGGGAAGCUGGUUGAUAAACAGGAGCGCCUGGUUAUAGUUUUGUGACAACGUGGAUGACUUUAAAUCACGACCCUCUCUCUCGAAAUUCUUGUUUUGAUUCAGAGAGGUGGUGAGCUUGAUAUUGUUAACUUCCUUCGCAAGGUUGGGAGAUGCCGGAACAGCCCAGAAGUUAUUGAUACCAUUUUCAAGAGGCGUCACGUGAACGUGAGAGAGCAGCUGUCGGGUGGUUGUUUUGCAGAAAGAGGUGCUCGUAAGGCGGAGAUUUUGAACGUAUGUCAUCGGCGUAUGAGACAUGAUUAUAUCCUUCAGCUCGAUGGAAAGGGUCUCCAUGGUGCGUGCCGAGCUGGGCUAGGUACCUAGGUAGGUAGGUACAACGAAAAUCUGGGGAUCCAGCGAGUGGCCAGACCAGUAUGAAGAUGAUGGAUGAAAUUUGAUGCAGCGACCAACAACUAAAAUAACGUACGUUAACAAACCAGUUCCACGGCAGCCCAUAGCAACAGCCUUUUAUUUCUUCCAACAUCUCAUCCUCGCAGCAGCUUUACACGUGAUCUGCCUGCCGCUCUCCGCACUUGGCACUACAUGGGGCUUCGAAUGCUUAAGCAUUUUCAACGUCGUUCAACUCUUGGAUCUCGUUUUGAGUUGUGUAGCGGUCCCUGGAAACCAACAAUACUGAAGCAUAACCAUAACACACAUCCUGUAGAAAAUGGAAAGAUCGCGGCUUUGCGAUAUCCCACGCCAAGCACUGUCGAGUCUCGACCCACCGCUGGAUGGCCACGGGCCCCCGACGUGGCUUUUGCAUACCUAGGUACGACUCCAACACCUCAUGCACGUAACACAAAGUCAUCACAACUCAAAGUGCUCAUGCUGUGUUGUCUCGACAACUGUCCUGCAUUGAUAGGACAGGCAGGACGGAGAAUUAAUGCACUGGCAUAUGGUUCGUGAACUCGGCAUCGACGAGAUGCGUUGUACUGCACAUCGCCAGCAUCCUGACUGCCCGAUACCACUUCUGCCGGAUCCUCGGGCAGCUGAGAAACUUUCUCACUCGCCAGCUGACUCGAGAAAAGAUGCUGGCGAUCACGAAAUCAUCAUUCAAUGAUCUUCGCCAGUGGGGCCCUUCGCUUGAAGGGUCCAUAGGGGAUGCACUGGUUGUGUAUAAAAGUCCGGAUUGGGUGGUCGUCAACACCCGACGAUGCAAAAUUUCGCGGAUAAACUGGCGGCCCGACCCAUCAACAACCACGCCUAACCUCCAUCGACGUUUCCCCCCACAACACCCUCACCGACUCUCUCUUCCGCGAAAUGAGAUUUUCCCUAAAAAGAAGACUUCAUCACACACAGGAUCUCACUUCAUUACGCACAACGCAUAAAAUUUGUGUUCUCUCUGCAUGAGGUGUGAACAGGCUAGGGUGGGUACUGCAACCAUAAGAACCUGCAGAUUUUUCCUUCUUUGUCCCCCUUCUCCUUCUUCCACCACAUAUUAAGACGCAUGUCUUCGCUAUUGACCCUCUUCUACAUCCUCCUAGCAUCAUCCCUCACCGUGAUGUCUUCCUCCUCCGUACUCUCACGCCUAAGGGCAAGACUCUCUAGCCAACCCCAGCUUCUGGAAGCUCCAAAGUCCAGUACUACCGAGCAGGCACAGGACCGAGAUGCUCUCCAGAAGUCGAUAUCAGAAGCUGUAGCUGCAGCCCUCAAUAACGAGGAGUUCACCAAAGCUGUUGCAAGCCACCUGGCUAUUCAACUUCAACCAUCCCUCAAGGCCGCAUUAGAUAUCUCUGCCGUCGAGUCGAAACUCCUGGCAUCUAAUGAGCAACUCUCCCAACGUAUCAACGACACAAACACACAGACCUCCUCCAAGAUCACCGAGCUGUCUUCCCUCGUCAAUGCAACCAACACCACAACCACCGAUAGACUCUCUGCACUGAAUGGAGCUGUCACAAAGAUCACCGACUCGCUGGUGGAGCUAGGAAGCAAUAUCAAGGUUGUCCAGGAACAAGUUGCAUCUCCGGAUACUACCCUGUUGGCCACACAAGGACAGAAGCUGGAUACCAUAUCAGUCGCAUUGGAGUCUCUACCUGCGCAACUGCAGAAGCUCGAUGCUAUCACCGCUGAGCUGGAUGUUAUCAAGGAGAAUGCCGAGAGUGUUGCAUCAUUGAAGGCCAUCUCUACUGAACUUGCGUCAGUCAAGACUGAUAUUGAGGCUAGCACUAGCACUGGAUUCGCAGGAUUGAACACCCAAGUUGGAACUGUCAUCGCCGCCAUCGAAUCUCAAAACUCUACCCUGUCAGAAAUCAAGGCUGCCGACUCUACUCCUGCCGUCGCUGCACUGGAAUCUCAAAUCGUCGCUCUAUCAUCUGCAGUUUCUGAGCUCAAGAACUCUGACGCUACCCCAGAAAUCCUCGCCGCUGUCAAGUCUUCAAACGAGUCACAUGCUUCCCACGCCAAGGCAUUGGCAGACAUCCCAACUUCCAUCAGCGAGAUCAAGACCGUUGUUUCCACCCCAGCUGCUCUUCCAGAAAAGGUUGACCUUUCAUCUUUGGAGACCUCGAUCCAGAGCCUUGCCGCUACUGUUUCUGAGAUCAAGACUGCUGUUGAGACCCCUGCACCCGCCGCUGAAAAGACGGACCUCACUCCACUUCAAGCUUCUGUAGACAAGCUCGUCUCGACUCUUGAUGGACACACUGGCACUCUGGGCGAAAUCAAGUCUGUUGUUGCUGUUCCUGCUCCAGUAUCCGAGAAGGCCGAUCUCUCUGGACUUGAGUCUUCAGUUGAGAAGCUUUCUGCCAGUCUUGCUGAGAUUAAGGCCGCAGUGGAGAAGGAAUCUCCAGCAGCUGAGAAGGUCGACCUUUCACCAUUGACCUCUACCCUUGACGCACAUACCACUCACUUGUCAGAGAUCAAGUCCGUGAUUUCCGCGCCACCUGCUGCUGCUGAGAAGACCGACUUAUCUGCUUUGGAGGCCUCUGUCGAGAAGUUGUCAGCUUCUCUCGCUGAAAUCAAGGCUGUCGUCGAGAAGGAGGCUCCAGCUGCAGAGAAGGUCGACUUCUCUCCUCUAGUCUCCACUCUGGAUACCCACACUGCUCACUUGACUGAGAUUAAGGGUCUUGUCGCUACACCCGCCGUAGCUCCAGUCGUUGAGAAGACAGAUCUUUCUUCGCUCGAGUCAUCAGUGGAGAAGCUGUCCGCAACCCUCGAGUCUCACACAGGCCACCUCACCGAUAUCAAGAGUGCGGUUGCUGUCCCAGCUCCAACUAGUGAGAAGGUUGAUUUGUCUGGCGUCGAGAGCUCGAUCCAGAAGCUCCAAGCCCUUGUCGAGGCUUUGCCAACCAGUACCAAGAACGACGAGAUUCUUUCUUCCGUUACUUCCAUCAAGGCAGCGGUCGACGGUAUCCCAGCUCCUGUUGCCGGACAAGUUGUCAAGGAUGACGAGAUCCUGUCAUCGGUCGCUGCUGUCAAGGCUUUGAUUGAAGGUCUUCCAGCUCCAUCUGCUCCUGUUGCGGGCAAGGACGAGGAAAUUCUCGCCGCGGUUGCAUCUGUUCAGGAUGCUAUCAAAGCUCUUCCAGCACCAGUUGCUCAAACUCCAGGAAAGGAUGAUGAGAUCCUCACUUCCAUUGCAUCCGUCGAGUCGCUCGUCAAGGCCCUCCCUGCACCAAUCGCUCCAAAGGAUAUCAAGGACGACGAGAUUCUGGCAUCCAUCGCCUCUGUCUCCACCCUCGUCAAAGCCAUCCCUACCACUUCACCAGCCGACAAGUCUAAGGAAAUCAUUACCGAGAUCAAGUCCGUCAAGUCCGUUGCAGAGGAGACCAAGAAGGAAGCUGCUGCACUCACCACUAUUAUUAGUUCUGGUCUUGAUAAGGAGAUUUUGAGCGAGGUGAAGAUUGUCAAGGGCUUGGUGGAGAAGCAGAAGACUGCUGGUGUGAGCGUGGCAGAGGUUGGCAGUAACGAUAAGGGUGUGCUAGUGAAGGAGAGUGCGAACGGCAAUGGAGUAAAGGUUGAUGCCGUGGAGAUUGAGCCGGAGGCCUAGAUUUCUUCGUAUCAACCUCGAUUGCUUACGAAGUGAACUGGACUUCAAUUAUCAGGGGAGGAACUGUACCAUGAUGGUGGUGGAUGUAAUGGACUUGAACUUGAGCUAGGAAUGAUUCGAGAAGCGCUUGCUACGUUGUGCAUGGGGAUGAGGUAAGGGGAGAGAGGAAGAUUGUAUUGUUUGUAUUUUUCAGCGUACUUGCUUACUUUGCCUGUUUUGUUCUAUACCCUUUGCUUCGAGGCCAGCCCGCUCGCUGGCUUGGUCGAGAGCUAUGCUUAGAUAGAAGGUCUUCUGCUUCUCUCUUCUCUUGAAGAUGAGGGAGGAAUGGAAUUUAAAAUGUCAUUCGUUGAUUACUCUAACUUGUUGGAAGGAGUCAGAUUUGUGAUGUGAAUGGUGACGGUGUCACGUGCUACGGGCAAGUAAGGUAUCGUCACUCCAUGCAUACCUUAAAGGAAAAGGCAGGUUCCGACCCACUGUAGGAGGGGCACUUUCCUAGAAUAAUAAUCAAAUCACUGUUACAAAAUUCUGGUAACUGCCAAUUGACAGUCAAUUGAUAGUGAUAAGAAAUUCUUAGUAGUUAAGAGGUCGUUAUUUCAGGAAAG